AUGCGGCCCUCCUGCGGCCAAUGCAUAAUCCGAGGUGUGACUUGUAAAGGAUACCCAAAUGUCUUGAACAUCCGCUUCGAAGACCCCGGAGCCAAAUAUUCGGAAUCAUCAAUUGCUCAUGAACCAGAGUCCAAAGGUCGCGCGAUUGUGCUUCGCAAAACACCUCCAGAUAUUGCAUUGUCUAUCCUGCCGCAAGCAUGCAAUGCAACAGCCUUUCGACAUCAGAUGUACGGCUGCUAUCUCGAAGAAUACUUGCCCCGUUCUUCUGGAAAAUGGCCAGAUCUUCAGACUGAUUUACAAAUCCUACCAUGCACUUCAUGGUUGCACACGGCAAAUGCCGUGCCGUCAACGAAUCUCAUGCUCACCGAUGCAUUGAUGGCCUUGUCCUUGUCACAUCUCGGCCAAUCCGAGCACAAGAUCGAGUUCCUCGAGCAAAGCCAGACAUCGUAUUUUCGAGCUGUGCAUGGACUCAACAAAGCCUUCGAACGAGAAGAACGAGUCCUAGAAGAUGAUACUCUGGCGACCGUCAUGGCCUUGAGUAUCUACGAGAUGAGCAGUUUCAAACAACCAUACUAUGUCAACUGGCGCGACUUCCGAUCCCAAAUGCAAGGUGCCUCAGGUACACGUGCACAAGGCUGGAUUUCCCAUAUCCGAGGGGCACAAGCCCUGGUGCAGAUGCGAGGUCAGCAAAACUUCUCCAAUGCCUUUAGUGAAAAACUAUUCCUGGGUACGCGGUUGACGGAGUUUAUUUCAGCAAUUGGAAGGCGGAAGGCGAGCCCGAGUGCUCUCCUAUGGUCGACCGUGCACACAUGGUCCGGAACAUCUUCCCAUGUCCAGCUAUUCGAAAUUCUACAAGCAUUACCUGGGAUCAUGGAAGUCGCAGACAAAAUCACACCUCCAGAUGAUCCAGUCGAAAUGUCUGCAGAUGAGCAAAGCAUGUAUCAGACCCUUUUCGACUCGCUGUCUACUCAGACAGUUCAGUUGGAAGGACAAUUAGACGCCUGGUAUGCGACCUUGAAGUCCCAAAAUCAGCACCAUUAUGGCGGAGAGCUCUACUACAAAUCUCCAUCCACACUGUAUCAGCAACUUCCAAGGGAUAGCCCGAUCAGAGAUUUGCCGUUCAACUAUUUUCUCUGCUUUGUUGACCCCGAUAUAGCUCAGCAAGUCGUCCUUCACUGGGCUGGGCUGGUCUUGCUCCGAAGUACGCAUUGGCUCGCCAGGGGUCGUCUAGCGCGCGCAGGACUUCUUUCCCUUCUUUCCACUAUGGAUAGCCAACCAAUUGCACUCAGCUCGAUACCUCCGACCGGGCAUACAAAGCGGCCUCCGCCACCGGAAGCACUCCUGAUUGCACAGUCUCUUGAAUAUUUUGUGCAUCCGGACAUGGGCUUCCUGGGACUGAACUUUAUUGGGUUUCCAAUGGCGGUGGCUCAAGGACCAUUGGAGUUCUUGCAAGCUCCCGAAGUGGCCUGGUUCGAUGUCAUCUUUGAGCGAAUGCAUCAGAUGAAGUCUGGACUUGGCGCGUUCCUCGAUGAGAUGGCACAUGGGACUGGGGAUACUCAGCUCAGACUAUUGAAGGUCUAG
Messenger RNA from Exophiala bonariae, 1581 nucleotides. RefSeq lists its product as uncharacterized. The coding region runs from base 1 to 1581 and encodes 526 amino acids. The record is from RefSeq and is a predicted model, not a curated record. NCBI's taxonomy places the organism in Eukaryota, Fungi, Ascomycota, Eurotiomycetes, Chaetothyriales, Herpotrichiellaceae. The transcript is spliced from 2 exons.